GCAGGAUGAGCAGUGGCCCCCCGACGGCUGGCAGAUGGGCGGAAGCGGCCCCUCCGAGCUGCCCCCUGGGGUGGCUGAUCCAGAGCGCGGUGCCGGCCAAGUUAGCAGCGUGCCCGCCUCCCCCUCUGGAGAGGUUCACCAGGAGGUCAAGGAGGUCGUCCUUUCAUCGGUCUUAGACUUGAGUCAACGUGGCCUUCACCAUUUAGAAGAGAUCUUUAAAAUCCCCAACAUUAAACAACUGCAUCUUCAGAGAAACGCCCUCUGCGAGAUUCCCGCAGACUUCUUCCAGUCGCUGCCAAACCUCGCGUGGCUGGACUUCCGCUACAACAGCAUCAGAGCUCUUCCUUCUGGGAUCGGGUCUCACAAGCAUUUGAAAACUUUGCUUUUAGAAAGAAAUCCUAUCAAAAUGUUACCUGUGGAGCUGGGGAACGUGACCACACUGAGAGCCUUGAACCUGAGACACUGCCCCCUGGAGUUCCCCGCCCCCCUCGUCGUGCAGAAGGGACUGGGUGCCAUCCUGGCCUUCCUGCAGGCCUGCGCCAUGCGGCGGCCUCCUCCCCGAGGGUCAGCUUCUCCAGAGCGUGUGGCCGACAAAGACGCUGUUAAUUCUCAGGAUCGGAGGGGGAGGUUAAAAGAAAAGGCAGACUUUCUCCCUCCUGUUGAAAAGCUAGACCUGAGUGAGCUGGGCAAGUCCACUGCCUCCCCAGAAGACUGGCCGGGCGAGGAGGAAAUCAGGCGCUUUUGGAGGCUGAGGCAGGAGAUUGUCGAGAAGCAGCGGGAGGAAGUGCUUGCAAAGCAGCUCUUACCGGCAGAGUUACCUGCAAACCUCAAGGCGGCUCUGAACACGAAGGAGAAAGAACAUUCCGGCUCCAGACACGCUCUCAGCGCGUGCCGUCCGCGGGGGAGUGUUCACCGCGGGGUCUGUGACGGUAGAAGGAAGAUGUCCUCCCUCAGGAGCGUCCUGCCGGCCCUGGCGCCACGGCAGCGAGCGGGGCUUCCCGCCAGGAGAGCGGAGGACAGCGGGGCCUUGGCCCCCAGGGAGCAGCGCGUAAGAGACGAAGGAGCGCCGCGGGAGUGGCGGGAGCGAGCCCGGACCCGGAGGACAGCGGAGGCGGCCCUGGGCAAGCCCCUGCCUCCCCAGAGGAGUCUGGUACAAGGACGCCAGCGGGAGGGGUCUCAUCCCGUCCGGGGGCCACGGUGCCCGCUGCAGAGGUGGAGCCUGCGGCCCGCUGACAGACCUAUUUCCUCUCAUGUGGUGUCAAAGAUUCCCUGUGCCGUGGAUUUGGCAGACAAGGAGAAAAUGCCAGUGAAUCCACCCGGAAACGUGAGGCAAAGCAAAGAGAAGUCAUCGCAAACGAGUGAAGAAAUGAGGGCCUUCCGAGAGGAGCUCUGGGAAGAAAACCUAAAGCAGCACAUUCAGAAAACGCACCAGGGAAGAAAAAGAUUUCAAGGCACAGCGGCACUCAAGGAAAUGAGUCCGGCUGCCUGGGACUUGGAGAUUGCCAGGAAGCUACAGGAUCAAGUGACGGAGUCGGGACCGGGGCCGACCUUAACUAGAAGCCACCGGUUCGCGGCUCUCGCUGGGCACCGUCCACGCCACCCACCUGCGUCCCAGCCCCAGAAGAUAUUGUUCGACACGAAAUACUGAGUCUGAGGACGGUCGCGUGUGCUAAUGAGUGAGGAUCCCUGGCGCUGACAAAGACUCUUCAGACCGAGGAGUGGGUGUAGCGGCUCGUGGGCCCUGCCCGGGUGUCCUUCCCUGCGAGCGCGCCCGGGGCGUCCGCUCCAACGCCACCCCCUCCCCCCGGGGUCUGCGCGGCUUUUUCAGAGGCUGUAAAAGGGUUAAGCCGGAUUAAAGGAGAGAACACCAAGGACGAGCCACCAGGUGUGCACUCCCGUGCCCGCGUCUCUGCCCGUCUCACCGACAGCACGUCCGCGGGUCAGCACCCGGCCCUCCCCUCUGCCCCCGUCAGCCCCUCCUAGCUAGCCCUCACCCAGGCUGCUCAGACCCUCCUGCAGGAGCCUCCGACUGAGUGUUCAAUAAAUUCAAGGGCUUGACCUUGAAACUGUCUUUGAUUUGGCUUCUCAGCUCCUUGACCUCUUGGUGGGAGGGAGGCAGGGUUAGACCAGGCCCGCCAUGGGGUCCAGUG
Molecule: messenger RNA, 2150 nt
Organism: Lynx canadensis (Canada lynx)
Lineage: Eukaryota; Metazoa; Chordata; Mammalia; Carnivora; Felidae
Gene: LRRC27
Product: leucine rich repeat containing 27
Exons: 10
Coding region: 35-1648 (537 amino acids)
Molecular function (GO): protein binding
Source: RefSeq, a predicted model, not a curated record